AUGCAGAGGCUCGAUACAGGGAUCAACUCGGUGCUUCUCACGCGCAAAGCGAGAGCGAGCUAUGGCGUCAUAGGGAUGGUGAAGUAUAACGCCGAGAAGCAUUUCAAUCAGGAUAUCUACGAGGACAAGUUCGACGGACAACGAUAUGCGUUGAAUCAAAUCAACUGGCUCAUCAAGAAGGGGGACAACGUCGAUCCAAAUGUGCCUGUUGCCUCUCCUUAUACCUACAACAUCGACUCUAAGAAGAGUAUACGCGAAUGGGACUGUACAUUCGUGAUCUCCCAGAGCGACCCGGCAUUUCUACCUACUAGUGCAAAAGACAGUAAGCAAUCCAUUGACUCCUUCCCGGUAUGA
This is a messenger RNA of Phaeoacremonium minimum UCRPA7, 354 nucleotides long. Its product is annotated as putative hsp70 family chaperone protein. The transcript has 2 exons. The record is from RefSeq and is a predicted model, not a curated record. Lineage: Eukaryota; Fungi; Ascomycota; Sordariomycetes; Togniniales; Togniniaceae. Bases 1 to 354 code for a protein of 117 amino acids.